Molecule: messenger RNA, 5915 nt
Organism: Oryzias melastigma (Indian medaka)
Lineage: Eukaryota; Metazoa; Chordata; Actinopteri; Beloniformes; Adrianichthyidae
Gene: trim9
Product: tripartite motif containing 9
Exons: 11
Coding region: 108-2291 (727 amino acids)
Molecular function (GO): protein binding; zinc ion binding
Source: RefSeq, a predicted model, not a curated record
CUCCUCUCCGGUCUCCUCUCUUCAAGGUUGCGCUGGCAGGAGCAGCAGCAGCACGCGCCGCCGCUGGACCCGCCCGGACCCGAACCCGGACCCGGACCGCCGCAGUCAUGGACGAGAUGGAGGAGGAGCUGAAGUGUCCGGUGUGCGGCUCGUUCUACCGGGAGCCCAUCAUCCUGCCGUGCUCCCACAACAUCUGCCUGGCGUGCGCGCGGAACAUCCUCGUGCAGACCCCCGAGGCGGAGUCCCCGCAGAGCAGCCGAGCCUCCGGUUCCGCCGACUACGACUACCUGGACCUGGACAAGAUGAGCCUGUACAGCGAGGCGGACAGCGGCUACGGCUCGUACGGGGGCUUCGUCAGCGCGCCCACCACGCCGUGCCAGAAGUCCCCCAACGGGGUCCGGGUCUUCCCGCCGGCCGUCCCGCAGCCCCCCCCGCAGCAGCACCUGCUGCAGCCGCCGGGCUCCUACCCGCCGAUCCCGCGGAACUCCUGCAUCACCUGCCCGCAGUGCCACCGCAGCCUGAUCCUGGACGAGCGGGGGCUGCGCGGCUUCCCCAAGAACCGGGUCCUGGAGGGGGUGGUGGACCGGUACCAGCAGAGCAAGGCGGCCGCCCUCAAGUGCCAGCUGUGCGAGAAGAGCCCGAAGGAGGCCACGGUGAUGUGCGAGCAGUGCGACGUCUUCUACUGCGACCCCUGCCGCCUGCGCUGCCACCCCCCCCGGGGGCCGCUGGCCAAGCACCGCCUCGUGCCGCCCGCGCAGGGCCGCAUCAGCCGCCGCGCGAGCCCCCGCAAGAUCUCCACGUGCACGGAGCACGAGCUGGAGAACCUCAGCAUGUACUGCGUGCAGUGCAAGACGCCGGUGUGCUACCAGUGCCUGGAGGAGGGCAAGCACGGCCCCCACGAGGUCAAGGCUCUGGGGGCCAUGUGGAAGCUGCACAAGGGUCAGCUGUCGCAGGCGCUGAACGGCCUGUCAGACCGAGCCACAGAAGCCAAGGAGUUCCUGGUGCAGCUGAGGAACAUGGUCCAACACAUCCAGGAGAACGGCGUGGAGUUCGAGGCGUGUUUGGUGGCGCAGUGCGACGCGCUCAUCGACGCCUUGAACCGCCGUAAAGCUCAGCUGUUGACCCAAGUGAACAAGGAGCACGAACACAAACUGAAGGUGGUCCGGGACCAGAUCUCCCACUGCACCGUGAAGCUCCGUCAGACCACGGGCCUCAUGGAAUACUGUCUGGAGGUCAUCAAGGAGAACGAUCCCAGCGGAUUCCUGCAGAUCUCGGACGCUCUGAUCCGGAGGGUCCACAUGACGGAGGGCCAGUGGGGGAAGGGAACGCUCACCCCCAGGAUGACCAGCGACUUCGACCUGACUCUGGACAGCGGGCCGCUCCUGCAGACCAUCCACCAGCUGGACUUUGUGCAGAUGAAAGUCCCUGCUGCCCCCAUACUCCAGCUGGAGGAAUGCUGCACUCAGAACAACAGCGCCACGUUGUCAUGGAAACAGCCGCCGCUCUCCACCAUCGCCGUGGAGGGAUACAUUCUGGAGCUGGACGACGGGAACGGCGGGCCCUUCAGGGAAGUGUACGUGGGGACGGAGACCAUCUGCACGGUGGACGGGCUCCACUUCAACAGCACCUACAGGUCCAGGGUGAAGGCCUUCAACGCCAGCGGUGUGGGCCAGUACAGCAAGACGCUGGUCAUGCAGACCUCUGAGACUGGACUCCCUCCAUGUGAUAUUCAGUCUCUAGGCUCAGUGGCCUGGUUCACCUUCGACCCUUCGUCCGCUCACCCGGACAUCCUGUUCUCCAACGACAACCUGACGGUGACCUGCAACAGCUACGACGACCGCGUGGUCAUGGGGAACACCGCCUUCUCCCGCGGCGUCCACUACUGGGAGAUCACCAUCGACCGCUACGACAACCACCCAGACCCCGCCUUCGGCAUCGCCCGGGCCGACGUGCUGAAGGACGUGAUGCUGGGGAAGGACGACAAAGCCUGGGCCAUGUACGUGGACAACAACCGCUCCUGGUUCAUGCACAACAACUCGCACACUAACAGGACAGACGGUGGCGUCGCCAAAGGCUCCACGGUGGGGAUGCUGCUGGACUUCACCCGCAGGAUCCUCAUCUUCCUCCUCAACGAUGAGCAGCAGGGUCCGGUCGCCUUCGAAGGCCUGGAGGGCGCCUUCUACCCUGCCAUCAGCCUCAACCGAAACGUCCAGGUCACGCUGCACACCGGCCUUCCCAUCCCGGAUUUUUACACUCCUGGGGAGGUCGAUCCCACCGGCUCCACGUGCUGAGGUCUCCCCCCUCCGUCAGGGAUUUGUUCCCUCUUCAUCCUGCCAGUCUGUACCUGCCCCCCCGCCCGCGUGAUCCUCCUGAAGGCCUGAACCUCCUUCAUGCCGUUCGAACAUAAAUGGUGCUUCAAUCCAUUUCCUGUGCUUUGGUUUCAAACCGCUGAAGAAACCGGUUCUGAUCCGCAGAACCCUCGUGUUCUGUGAAAUGAGACGUUCAGGAAAAUCUCCGUUAACUUAAGGCUUGUAUCAAAACUCAGACCUUCAUCCGUCCAGAUGCUAAACCGAACCCUGAACCCGCUCUCGGUUCUGUCAAAGCUCCAGACGUUUUCAAGAAUGUCAACCUUUAUCUUCAGUUAUUUAUCUUCAUUUUUGCCUUUUCAGACUCUAAAUAUGAAGUUCUUCGUGUGUUUUAGGACGCCGUGUUGGUGUCAAACCUUCAUCCACGUUGGUGGGAAGCUUUCUUAGUGGCUUAGCUCCGGCAGAACCUUGUUGUGUUUCUAGAAACGUCCAGCUUUUUGAUGUGAAAAGCUCCUGAAAGCCCAUCUGCAGUGCAGCCAUCUGCAGCGCAGCUGUCUGCAGUGUAGCUGUCUGCAGCAGGCUCGUCUGCAGUGCAUCUUCUGAAGCGCCGUCAUCUGCAGCGCAGUCGUCUAAAGCAGAACCGUCUGCAGCACAGCCAUCUGCAGCGCAGCUGUCUGCAGUGUAGCCGUCUGCAGCAGGCUCGUCUGCAGUGCAUCUUCUGAAGCGACAUCAUCUGCAGCGCAGUCGUCUGCUGUGUAACCACCUGCAGUGGAGCUGUAUGCAACAGACCCGUCUACACCACUGCUGUCUGCAGCGCAGUCGCCUGCAGCAGGCCCGUCUGCAGCGCAGCUUUCAGAAAAGAGGCGUUUUUUUUUUUGUGAUGAUUGAUGACUUUGAUUAUUGAUGCGACUGUGAAGACGUUUGGACGAGAUGCUACAGCAGGUGGCGCAGUUCUGUCCUUUUUUACUGUAGGUGACUAAAUACGGUAGUUUUGUAAUAUUGUUACUGAAAUGAUCUAUUUGCAAACGUGUAAAGUUCCAUAAGUUGUUGCUGUUCAGAGUUUUUCCAUGAGGUUUUAUGAUGGUUGCGUCUUCGUAGGUAAAGUUCUUACAGACAGAAGGAAUGAAGCUCUCGCUGCUUCACAAACUGUUUUUAUUUCUUCUGGAUUUUUUCACUUUUUUCCUCCAACAGAUAAAAAUGGUUCAGCAGACGCGUGUUUCGCCGUGGUUAGCGAUGUUUAAUAUGGGAGCAAUAAAAGCGGACAUGAUGCUAACACACUGAGAGAAACAGAAAAAUGAUUAUCGUUAAUGAUAACCAGAAAUGUAAUAGUUUAAUAAAAAAAAGAAAUACUAUUAAAUACUUUAAAACGGAUGCCUGUUAUUAACUAAUAUAUUAAACCAAAUAUAAAACGUUUCUUUAAAGUUUUUGCAUUUCUCUUCGUUACAAACACUUUCACUGGUUUUAGGAACGCAGUACAUUGGAGUUUUAGCUACAGAAAUAGUUUCAUGUAACUUUAUUUAACUCAACAGAAACCAUCACUAACACGCCUCCAAAAUAAAACGUUUAUUUUUUCACUGCCAUUUUCUACGUCCCAAAUACGAUCUUUUCUGCUCCUGAUUUACAACGAGAAAUGUAUUUGAACUUCAUUUUCUUUCAUCUGCUUCCUCCAUCAUCAGAAAAACGCUAAAAUAAUACAUAAAAAGCAUCAUUUUCAUGGGAGUGGGUCUUUCAAAAGCAGCUCAGACAGAAAAACCAAACAUGAGUGAAGCUGCAGAUGAACAAAACUGUCAGGAGAACAACAGAAAUGAAUUAUAUUCUGGCUUUUAUGAAAGAAAAAAAUACAAAGUUGACUUUAAAGUAAAUAAAUAUGAAUUUUAUUCUGAAAAAUAAACUAUUUAGUGAAAAUACCUUAAUUCAGAAUCAUGAGGAGCUGGAAAUCUGACUCUCUUUUUAACACAAAGGCAGCUGAUGAUUCUGAGUCAGAUGGAAAUAAUGACGAAACUGAGAAUGAAUCAUAGAUGUUACAGUCGGACAAAUGUGGUGUUAGCAUUAGCAUUAGCAUUAACGCAUCAGUUAGCUGAGAGGACAGUUAAGGAACCAGGAAAGUUCAGAUUUGGUUCAGAAAUGUGAUAAAGUCCUGAUAUUAGGUCAAUUAGAUACAGUAUAUAUAAAACUUUGGAAAUAUUCAGUGGAUUUUAAAAUCCAAAGUUAAAACAGUUUCCAUUUUCUUUUUUUAGAAGCAAAAAUGUUUUUUUCUUCUACAAGACUUUUUAUAAAUUAAGUUUUUUUUCCUUUAAUUUUGUAUUUUUACUAACUUUACUGUUGGAAGAAAAAAAUCCUGAAUUCGGUUCCGUCUUUUGUCCAUCUGAGCUGUAAGGAGCAGUGAGGAGCAGUGAGGAGCAGUGAGGAGCUGUGAGGAGCAGUGAGGAGCUGUGAGGAGCAGUGAGGAGCUGUGAGGAGCUGUGAGGAGCUGUGAGGAGCUGUGAGGAGCUGUGAGGAGUCAGAGCUCGUUUUAGACCACAGCGCCCCCACAUGAGCAGCUGUUGGAACUGCGUGGUCAUUCCAGGAGGUUUGGUUCCAUCUUAGGUUUCCCUGAAAAUCCAAACCAGAGGAGAUGGAGGGAACUAGGAAAUUAUCAGCAUUCCUGCUCAUUCCGGCCAUUUCCCAGAGAGAGACAUCCCAUAAUACUUUAAGUCUCGUUGAGCUGACGCUUCACUUUUCCAGUGUGAAAUCUUAUCAGUAAACUGGAGCAAACGUGACACCGACGUUUCCACAGUUUGCUCUGCCGACAGGAACUGAAGUGUUGACCGUCUAAGGAUUUGGUUUCCGUAGCAACCUCCGUCCUGUUUCUACAUCGACCUUAGGUGCUCUCCUGAGUUUCCGUUUCAUGGACGUGCCUUUCUGCCUCUUUAGCACCUGAAAGGUUCCUGAAACGUUGCUGCUACCGAUGGUUGCUUCAGCAGAUCCCACAGGAACAUCCUCCAUUCAGAAUUCAUCUGCUGCUUCCUACUUUUCUAUUCUUAGAUGGAUCCGAUGAAACCAGAAGUUUCUAUCACAGUGUGGAGCAGAACCAUAAGGGGGGUCUGCAACCACGCCGCUGAUCAUUUCACCCAAACGCUGAGCAGCUCUGAAUGUGUGCAUGUUUCCACACGCCUUCAUCCAUGACGGUCAAUCUGCAGAACAUCUGCUCUGAGAAGAUCUUCAACCCCUUCAGAGCAGAAGAAAACCUCAACCUCCAUCGGUCCCCUUAGAGCCCAAACGUUUGGUCUGAAACAUCCAGCAGAUGGAGAACUUUUACGGGAGAGAAAACUGAACGGGCUUUUCUGAAUCAGACAAAUGAGGAACAGAACAUCUACAUUAGAACAUCUACACCAGAACAUCUACAUUAGAACAUCUACACUAGAACAUCUACACUAGAACAUUUACACUAGAACAUCUACAUUAGAACAUCUACACUAGAACAUCUACAUUAGAACAUCUACACCAGAACAUCUACACUAGAACAUCUACACUAGAACAUCUACACUAGAACAUUUACAUUAGAACAUUUACACUAGAACAUUUACACUAGAACAUCUACACUAGAACAUCUACACUAGAACAUCUACA